Molecule: messenger RNA, 1463 nt
Organism: Diuraphis noxia (Russian wheat aphid)
Lineage: Eukaryota; Metazoa; Arthropoda; Insecta; Hemiptera; Aphididae
Product: coiled-coil domain-containing protein 170
Source: RefSeq, a predicted model, not a curated record
GCGACCACGUUCACGUCAAAUGCUCGCUAGUUUUUUAUGCCGGUCGGUUUGAGUCGGUACCUAUAACAUUUCGAGUGACGGGGUGCUACGCCGAUGUACGUCACCCAUCUGCUUUAUACAAAAUUAUGAAUUUACAAUAAUCGAAAAGCCUCGCCGGGAUGACACAACCAAUGAGUGACGAAGACUGGAGGGUGUUCGACAUUCUCUGCGGCCAAAAAAUGGAUUCUGAAGAUACUAUAAGUAAUCACGAGAUGAUUUCUACAUUGAAAAGUGAACUGGCUGCUUUGCAGUUCAAAAGAGAUCGUCUUAUGUCAGAGCUGCAAGACACAAAAGGCCAGCUUAGRUCUAGAGAUCAAAGAACUGUAGAGCUCGAGGCUGAAACGGAAAUGUUAAAAGAGCAGCAAGUCAGACAAAAUUCUAUCAUUGCCAGUUUGAGAAAUAGGAUAAAGGAAUUGGAGGACCAAGAAAGAUCGUUGACCACGUCAUUGGGAAGAGCAGACAUGUCUUCCGAAACUUUAGCUAGAGAAAAUCGCCAUCAGGCAGAAAAAUGUUCCGAGUUGGAGCGCAGAAUUGAUUUAUUGGAAUUGAACUGUACUAAAGCUGAAAACGYGAGGGAUUCGGCUAGGAGAUCAAUGUCAGAGUUUGUGAGUAGAGCUUCGAUGGCGUUAGGUUACGAGUCUUUGAAUUCAGAUUCUCCAGCUGCCGUUGAUGUGGUCUUAUCUAAAGCAUCGGAAAUGCAUCAGGAAUUAAACAGAUUGCGUCGUAAAAACAUUUCCGUCAGUGAAAAUGUAACCGCGAUAGAAAUAGAAUUGAGGAACUGCAGAGAACAAUUGGAAAGGGCCUUGACUGACAAAGAAAAUCUUCAAAGACAAGCUGCCGGCCAUAUUCUUGAAAUAGAUAAGUUAAAACAAGAAAAAGAACAUUUGGAAAUGCAACAGAGAGUAAUGGAACGUGAUUUAUCCGAGCUAAGGGAUAAGCUGAUGACAACCAACAGGAGCUUAGGUAUCGCUUCUAACAACAUAGCCAGUCAGGAGGCCACUAUAUCCACACUCAGGAACGAUUUAAGAGGGCAUGACGAGAGAUGUCAAAAAAUGCAGAAUGACAUGCAACACUUUUUGGAGUCAUUGGCCGUGUGUCUAACGUCGGCGGAUGGGUAUGUUCAGUCUACCGAGAGUGGUGUCAAAGAUGCGGUGAAGAGACUAGUCAACGAGUUGGCCAAUAAGAGCACACUGCACGGGGAAUCCAAGGACAGGAUAAUCAGCUUGACCGACAGGAUCGAACGGCUGCAGAUUGACCAGGACAGAUUGRCGUCGGAAAAUCGAGUGUUGGCCGAUGAAAAACGCAAUUUAGAGACUAGAUUGAACCACGCCGAGAGCGAACUCAACGUGUGUGAAAUGACCAAAGAACAUUUACGUAAUGACAAAACAAUUGUAAGCAUACAGUGUUCUAAUUUUUUUAAAUGA